CGUGACGUACGUGGCACUCUUCCUUCUCACCGUAGCCAAGUUAUGGCGGCACCGCAGCUUGUCCGGAGCAGAAGUGGAAGCGCGCCAGCCAUAGCCAUAACGGCCAACGACAGAUCUUCACGGAGGUCGUCGUUCAGCUCGAGUAGCGAAAGAUUCAUCAGCGGCAAUAACCGUUCAAAGUCAACAUCGUCAAGAUCGUCAAGAACAGCGCAAAGUAGCUCGGGUGCCACGUCACCAGGCAUGAUGAAGAAGGUGCCUUCUGCGUGGGCGAUGUCACCGGGAAGGUCAGCUCUUGGAUCCCAAUUUAUCGCAAAGGUGUCUGAGUCGCCGGCAAAAGCCAAUGGCGGCGGCGGCAGGCGAAGCGUGACCAGCAAGGUGUUGAAUUAUUUGAAGCAAAGAAAAUCUUCGCCAAUUGAAGAAGAAGGAUACCAUAGGUUUAAAAUUUUGCAUAACAGGCUUCUACAGUGGCGGUUUAUCAAUGCUAGAGCUCAAUUUGCCAUGGCUCGUAUCAAAACUGUAGCCGAGAUGCAACUCUUUUCUGUAUGGCUUCGAACUCUCCGAAUAAGAAAGGCGAUAAUACAAAAGAAAACUGAAUUACAAAAUGUCAAACACUUGAUCAAGCUUUAUCAAAUAGUGAUUCCGCAACUUCCCUUUCUUAAUGAAUGGGCAAAAUUGGAGAGAAGAAAUCAAGAAUCAGUUGAGAGAUUGGAGAGGAAGUUGGUAGCACUAUCCAAUACAUUGCCUUUGUCUAACUAUCUUAAGGUUGACACUGUGUCUGUCUCUGAAGUCUUGAACACUGCCAUUGACGUAAUGGACCACCUUGAACCAUUGAUCAUGAAAUUCCAAGCUCAGGUUGAACGGAUUCUUUAUCAAGUUACGGAACUAAUUACAACAUCAAAACAGGAAGAAGAGUACUUACAGGAUCUUAUGGAGGUAGUUCCAAUGAUUACUACUUUAAUGGAGAAGGAGAAAAGCAUUCAAGUGUAUCUUAUGCAAAAAAUGAUGGAGCCCAAUAUUGGCAUUUGGAAAAAUUUAAAAAUCAUGUAAACUUGAUACAUCAAGGUUUCAUUCACUAGGCUAUCAUUUUGCCUUUUUGCAUGUAAUCUUUUACGAG
Messenger RNA from Arachis stenosperma, 1114 nucleotides. Its product is annotated as QWRF motif-containing protein 7-like. The record is from RefSeq and is a predicted model, not a curated record. Gene Ontology annotation, cellular component: cytoplasm; centrosome; nuclear microtubule. Gene Ontology annotation, molecular function: microtubule binding. Gene Ontology annotation, biological process: spindle assembly; centrosome cycle. Lineage: Eukaryota; Viridiplantae; Streptophyta; Magnoliopsida; Fabales; Fabaceae. The coding region runs from base 43 to 1047 and encodes 334 amino acids. The transcript has 5 exons.